Molecule: messenger RNA, 1221 nt
Organism: Cordyceps militaris CM01
Lineage: Eukaryota; Fungi; Ascomycota; Sordariomycetes; Hypocreales; Cordycipitaceae
Product: oryzin precursor
Exons: 3
Coding region: 1-1221 (406 amino acids)
Biological process (GO): proteolysis
Molecular function (GO): serine-type endopeptidase activity
Source: RefSeq, a predicted model, not a curated record
AUGUCAGCUUUUAAAAUUCUCGCCGCCAUUUUCAUGGUCAUUGGUUCUUUGUCUUCACUUGGAGCGGCUGCACCAAAUGAAUACAUUAUCGUCCUCAAAGCGGGCAUAUCUGCGCGCAGCGUUGACGCCCACGUCGGAGAGGUUCAUGGAAUGCAUGCCAACUCUCUGGGUCGCCGAGAGCUCAAUCUUCCUGGCGUUGAGGAUAUUUAUUCCAUUGGAACCUUCCAGGGCUAUUGUGGUACCUUUGACAAUGACACCAUCUCAAAGAUCCAGGCUAUGCCAGAGGUUUCUAGCGUCUGGCUUGAUGAAGGUGCUGAGGAGCUGGCCUGGGUCAAACAGGACAACGCGGAACACGGCUUAGCCUCACUGUCCAGUCGCGGCCCGGGGCAGACGGCUUUCUCCUACGAGGAUACUGCUGCAAAGGGGCUCUUUGCCUACGUCGUCGACUCGGGCAUCCAGGCUGACCAUCCAGACUUUGGCGGACGAGUUACCCGAGGAUUCAGCAUCAACGGAAACUAUGACAACAUCCGUCCCCACGGAACCAUGGUGGCCGGCGUUCUUGCUUCCAAAACCUACGGAGUUGCGAAGAAUGCCCAGAUUAUUGAUGUUCGAGCCAACGAAAUUGGAAACAGCAAGGCUGCGUGGGUUCUUUCUGGUAUCAACUGGGCCGCCAAGGACAUCAUCGACAAGGGCCGAACUCGUCAAGCCGUCAUCAAUGUUUCACUCAACGCCAAAGCAUCUGUGGCUAAGGUAUCAGAUAUGUUUGCCCCGCCCGACAAGUCACCAGUCAACCUGGCUGUAGAGGCUGCUUUCAAGCUUGGCGUUCUCACUGUCGCCGCCGCCGGCAAUGAAAACACGUCGGAUCCCGUAACCGUUACUCCCGGCUCGGCCCGCAAUGCCCUCACUGUCGGCGCAAUCGACCGAGACUGGAAAUUCUCGGGUAACUUUUCCAACCACGGGUCCAUGGUCGAUAUCCUCGCUCCCGGAACCAAUGUUGUUACCAUCUCGAGCGCACAGACUGGCCCGGUGAGGGUGGACGGGACUUCGUUCGCGUCGCCGUACGUUGCCGGCGUUGCACUCAGUUUAUCGGCAUUGGAAAAGUUCGGCUCGGUCCAGGAGCUGGUUGACAGGAUCAAGGCUCUCGGCACGGCUGGCAAAGUCACCGGCUUACCGCCCAACACUGUCAACUUGGUUGCUUUCAACGGCGCCCCCUCGGCGUGA